Molecule: messenger RNA, 387 nt
Organism: Trypanosoma theileri
Lineage: Eukaryota; Euglenozoa; Kinetoplastea; Trypanosomatida; Trypanosomatidae
Product: dispersed gene family protein 1 (DGF-1)
Exons: 1
Source: RefSeq, a predicted model, not a curated record
GUGCUCGUGCUCGACGGCGUGCAGCUUCUGUCAACGCAGUUUGUUGUGACGCGUACGAAAAUGACGUGUUCGGGAGGGACCACAUGCGCUCCUAUCCUCGUGGAGCACGGCCUCUACGUGAAGCAGUCGAGCGCCUUCUACAUGGACAACUGCGCGGUGAACUCGCCGGCCUAUGGGAUCAACUUUGUUUCUUCCGAUUUGGGGGUUCUCGGUGGCUCAGUGUUCUCGGUACAGAACAGCUCAUGGAAGGUUGCGACGGAUAACGUUGGCGCUGGCGGAAUUCAGUCUGACAGUGUUGUGGUGAAUGGUGGGAGUGUGAUGCAGUUUGUCUCGAGUGAGUUUCGCGCUGGGCUCAAGGUGCUCUCCUUUCUUACGCUAGAAUUGUCU